UUAACUCUUUAGGCAUCACGGGUACAAAUUUUGUACCACCCUUCUCACCUCGGCAUAGCGGCGGCGGUUCAUAUAGUAGACCUCCAAUCUAAUACAGUUUGACUAGUGUAUAUGUGGUUUAUUUCGUGAACCACCUUUAUUCCAGGAUGGUUUUGACUUGUUGAAACAAUUCGCGCAUGGCUAUUGGCCUUGGAUUAGUUCAGAAAGCUAUUAUAGGUCUAGUAGAAAUGUAAACAAAUGAAAUUCCAGACGAAUCAUAAUAAAAUAAUUAUUAAUUACAAUUUAUAAACAAAUUAUCAAUUGAUGUUGUGCAUAUACCUUCUGAAAAAUGUCAAGACGAGAAGUAGAUGAACUACCGUUUCGACUAGUAGAUAUGAACGUUGAUAACUUAUAUACAGAGCUGGAUGAUUUUUAUGAUACAGCAGAAGCAGAGCCAAUACCGUCGGAUGCGGAGUCUGAAGUAGACAUUUUUGAUGUUGAAGAAGAAAUGCCACCUGACAAUGGUAAUGACAUGCCAAUUUCGGAUUCUGAAGAUGAAGUCGACAUACCUUUAUUUGAGCUGAAAGCAAGACUCACCAAUAAUUUACCGCACAAUGCACCCUUGUUGAACCCAAUUUAUAAUCCUCCAAAAUAAUAUAACGACUUUAGACCUACACCGCCACCAAUCAUCUAAACAUCAACCUGAAGGUAGCUCCAGAAGAAGAUGUGCUUUGUGCAGCACGAAAGCAAAACAAAUAAGAACAGAAUGGAUUUGUACCAUAUGCCAAGUACCUCUCUGCUUGGGAAAAAAAAGGACAUGCUUCCAAACAUACCAUAAUUCUUGAAUCUCAUUAACUUUUAUUUAAAAAUACGGGAUUUGAACAACAAAAUAUGCACUUUUCAAGUAAAGGCCUAUAAAUUAUUAUUACACCCCAAACGGUCUGGUGGUACACAUAUUGUACCUCCCGUAUUAUCAA
This is a messenger RNA of Ceutorhynchus assimilis (cabbage seed weevil), 956 nucleotides long. Lineage: Eukaryota; Metazoa; Arthropoda; Insecta; Coleoptera; Curculionidae. The record is from the annotation of a GenBank genome assembly.